GCUCUCCCUCCUCCCCCUCCAGACAUCAUCUUCUCUACAACUACACAAACACAUACUCACACCUCCCACGACAAACCGUCAAUCGAAAGCGGUCCCAAUCCCAUCGUAGAUAAAACAGCCACCCGCAACAAUGGUCUACACAAUCACCGUCCACCUUCACGCAAAUGACCACCCAGACUCGGUCGACCGCCUCAAGGCCAAGCUUAUCGAGGCGUCGCGCGUCUACUCCCAGGAUCGCGAGACCGUCAGCUGGUUCGUCAUGCAGGACGUCCACGACCCCCGGUCCUUCACCAUCGUCGAGCGCUUCGAGACCGAGUUUAGCCAGAAGUACCAUCUCGAGAAUCCCUACUGGAAGACCUUUGACCCUUAUGUUGUGCCUCUGCUCGACCGCCCCAUGGACCUGAGAAGACACGAGGAGUUGGAUACAUCCAAGGACGUUGUUGUUCCUCAGUAAAUCAAAUCACGUGACCAUAUAAUACAGAUUCAAUCUUCAAUCAUAAAUACCAAGUAAACUUUGUAUCAGGUGCGAUUGAAAAGACCGGGCAUAAGCAACCCCUGUUCAACCAAACUAGUAAGUGUACGCGCGCACAUUACAUUUUCUCUAGAGCGGUGCUCUUUGGCAGC
Messenger RNA from Colletotrichum destructivum, 624 nucleotides. RefSeq lists its product as uncharacterized. The transcript is spliced from 2 exons. NCBI's taxonomy places the organism in Eukaryota, Fungi, Ascomycota, Sordariomycetes, Glomerellales, Glomerellaceae. The record is from RefSeq and is a predicted model, not a curated record. Bases 131 to 454 code for a protein of 107 amino acids.